AUGACGACGAAUAUGGAGUCCAUACUGGAAGACCUCAACAGCACGCAGAAGGACUACGCUAAACUUUCCCGGCAGCUGAACAGAAUGAGCGGGACGGUGGCCAAUCUGACCAAAUAUGUGGAUACAAUGGAGCAGAGGUUGGGCGAUCGGCCCCAGGACAUAACGGCCAAUGACAUCAUGGAUCCAGAAGCCAAUGGGGAGCCGAAGCAGAUGCCCACACAAUGCCAGGAUGUGUUUGAAAAUGGAGGGAUGAGGUUCAUGGGGGACUACUACAUCAUGAUCAAACCCGCGGGUGUUCCUCAUGCAUUCAAAGCCCUGUGUAAGAUGGUCAACAGCUCCGGUUGGACUGUCAUUCAGAAACGCCAGGAUGGCUCAGUGGAUUUCUACAGAACAUGGGAGGACUACAAGCGGGGGUUUGGAUCUCUGGAGGGAGAAUUUUGGCUAGGAAAUGAUAAUAUUCAUUACCUGACAUCACAAGAAGACACAAUGUUACGAAUCGACAUGGAGGACUGGAGCGGGAAAAGAUUCUACGCGGUUUACAACCACUUCCGGGUUGACGGACCCAAACACAACUACAGACUACAUGUGUCUGGUUACCAAGGCAACGCUGGGGAUUCACUGACAUCUUUAUGGGAAAAUCAUGACGGAAUGCCGUUUAGUACCAAAGAUAAAGACAAUGAUGGAAGGUUCUAUGAUUCAUGUGCCCAACACUAUCAAGGAGCAUGGUGGUUCAACAACUGCUUCGAAGCUCACCUCAAUGGCAAAUACUAUCAUAAAGGCUUCCACAAGAACUAUUUCCAGCGUGAUGGCAUACAGUGGAAUACCAUACACAUGUACUCAUCACUCAAGGCUGUUCUGAUGAUGGUCAAGCCAGCAGAUCAUCCCAGAAAUCCAACUUCAAAUGAAGUCAUUAGUGACGCAUAA
Candidula unifasciata is the source of this 924-nucleotide messenger RNA. The record is from the annotation of a GenBank genome assembly. NCBI's taxonomy places the organism in Eukaryota, Metazoa, Mollusca, Gastropoda, Stylommatophora, Geomitridae.